Messenger RNA from Kluyveromyces marxianus DMKU3-1042, 633 nucleotides. RefSeq names its product translation initiation factor eIF4E (gene CDC33). Gene Ontology annotation, molecular function: RNA 7-methylguanosine cap binding; translation initiation factor activity. The transcript has a single exon. Gene Ontology annotation, cellular component: cytoplasm; eukaryotic translation initiation factor 4F complex. Gene Ontology annotation, biological process: translational initiation. Lineage: Eukaryota; Fungi; Ascomycota; Saccharomycetes; Saccharomycetales; Saccharomycetaceae. The record is from RefSeq and is a predicted model, not a curated record. Bases 1 to 633 code for a protein of 210 amino acids.
AUGUCUGUUGAAGAAGUUACUCAAAAGACCCAAGACUUGAAAGUGGAAGAUAGCAAGCCAGCUACUGUUCUCUCUGACUCCAAGGACUUCGAAUUGAAGCAUCCUUUGAACAGCAAAUGGACCUUGUGGUACACCAAGCCAGCUGUGGAUAAAUCGGAAUCGUGGUCCGACUUGCUACGUCCAGUCACCAGUUUGGAGACUGUGGAGGAAUUCUGGGCCAUUCAAAACGGUAUUCCAAAGCCAUACGACUUGCCAAUCAAGUCUGACUACCACUUGUUCAGAAACGACAUCAGACCAGAAUGGGAAGACGAAGCCAAUGCUGAAGGUGGUAAGUGGUCUUACCAAUUCAAGAACAAGAGACACAAUAUUGAUGAAUUGUGGUUAAGAACCUUAUUGGCCGUCAUUGGUGAAACUAUCGAUGAAGAAGAUUCGGAAAUCAAUGGUUGUGUUUUGAACGUCAGAAAGGCUGUCUUCAAGAUUGCCAUUUGGACAAGAACCACAAACAUGAAGUCAUUGACUAACAUCGGUACCAAGUUCAAGCAAGUUUUGCAACUUGGAGAAGACGAAAAGUUGGAAUUCUACAACCACAGAACUUCUAACUCCGGCCAUGCUCCUCCAACCGCUGUAUUGUAA